Messenger RNA from Rhopalosiphum padi (bird cherry-oat aphid), 1774 nucleotides. RefSeq lists its product as uncharacterized. The transcript has 8 exons. The coding region runs from base 90 to 1676 and encodes 528 amino acids. The record is from RefSeq and is a predicted model, not a curated record. NCBI's taxonomy places the organism in Eukaryota, Metazoa, Arthropoda, Insecta, Hemiptera, Aphididae.
GUACGUGUUAAGAUUUUAAGUUAGUGGUUAUUUGAUAUGCUUGUAUAGUGAUAAUAUUUUUUACUUACUAACACUUUAUAAUUUAUAAAAUGUUUAAAGCAGCUUAUUGCUUUUUAUUUUUAAUAGUUUCGUGUUUAAUAUACGAAGCAUAUGGAAAUCAUCAUAGAGUUAAGAGUAUAAGAAAGCCUUCGCGUGUUAUUUCUAACAAUAUUGAUCCAUAUGAUUCAUCAUCGUCAUUAACAGCAGCAGAAGCAGAUGGAGCAGCAGAAGAUUCAACAACAUUAGAAUCACCAGCAGCAUUACCGUCACCACGCCCUUUGAGGAAAUCGUUUAGUUCAAAUGGUUCCUUAGGAUAUGACGGAAAUCGUGGAUUAGGUUUAGAUAAUAAAUCUCGGGGUGGUACGCAGUCUAUUAGACAAAAACCAUAUAAUAUGGACUCAGAUAAUCUAAAUAAUGGACAAAGACAAAAUAAAAAUCAAAACACCAGAAAAAGACAAAAUACUAUAACUUCAGAUUUUCAAGAUUUUCCAAAUUUAACACAAAUUAAAACGAAUCCUUCAGCUAAGCGUACAGAAAGGUUACGACAAAAACCUUUACCCCCAUCAUUGAAUGAAGAUAAUAGUCAACAAAUCAAUGAUAAUAUUGAGAACUCGGGUAUGGUGAAUUAUAAUACAAUGUCAUUUAGGAAAUGUUGUAUUAAUGGUAAUUGUCGUAUGCUAAAAGACGGAGAAGAAUGUGGUAUUGAAGACAUUUUUAGAAAUAUGAAAAAUACACAACAACCAAAAAUUCCGAUGUUCACAACUUUCAGUAAUGGAAAUAAUGGUUUCCAAGAUAUGAUGUCAAAAUUAAUGGAUGAAAGAUUUAAACCUUUUAGAUUAAACUCGUUCAAUAGGUUUGAGAAUAGAGAAGACAUCAAUAUCCAGCAAACAGGAAAACCGACAAAUAUGCGAUUAGGUUCAAUGAGAUACCCGACAAGCAUUCCUUCUUUUGAUUCGAGUAAUGAUAUAAGUAACGGAAUGGGUUCGUUCGCUAACAUGCCACAAAGAACAAAUCCAACAAAUUACCCGUACUCAAAACCUAUGGGUUUGAGUGAAGACGAAGCUGAUGAAAUCCGAAAUAAAGUCCUUCAGCAAUCUAAUUUGUAUAGAAAAAAAUAUAACCUCGUACCAUUUACUUUGGAUGAUCAGUUGACUAAUUGCGCUCAAGACUGGGCUAAUUACAUUGCGAAACAAGGAACAUUUCAACAUAGAGACAAUAAUGCUUACGGAGAAAAUUUGUACGCAGAUUCAGAUUUGAAUAAUUUAGGCAAAAAAGCGGUCGAUGCAUGGUAUAAUGAAAUAACUAAGUUUAACAUCGAUGGCGAAGAAUCUGAUUUGGGUAGCAAUAGUGCUACACACCACAUGACACAAUUAUUAUGGAAAUCAUCAACUAAAUUGGGUGUUGGUAUUUCAAAAACCCCAAAUGGCAUGUACAACGUUGUGGCCAACUAUGAUCCUAGAGGAAAUAUGAUAGGGUCUUUCGAAGAUAAUUUACCUCAAAUAAAACAAGAAGACAUUGAAGAAGCGAAUGAAUCAGAAAGAGCAACACAAUCGGCACCGAAAUCGGGUUGGUGGUCUUCGGAUUCAUCAUUUCCCUUACAAUCAGGGUGGAAUAAUAACAAUCCAUAUUAUAAUUAGGAUUAUUAUAUUAUGUAGCUGUAAAUGACUGAAAUUUUGUAAAAGAGUUGUUUCCAGAAUUGUACAUAUUAUAAUAAUAAAAAAAGAAUUAAUACCAA